This is a messenger RNA of Lagenorhynchus albirostris (white-beaked dolphin), 891 nucleotides long. RefSeq names its product canopy FGF signaling regulator 4 (gene CNPY4). NCBI's taxonomy places the organism in Eukaryota, Metazoa, Chordata, Mammalia, Artiodactyla, Delphinidae. The record is from RefSeq and is a predicted model, not a curated record. The transcript is spliced from 7 exons. Gene Ontology annotation, molecular function: signaling receptor binding. Gene Ontology annotation, cellular component: endomembrane system. Bases 122 to 793 code for a protein of 223 amino acids.
GCGCUUCCCAAGCCAGGCUGGGUUAAAGUUGCAGCCGACAGCCUUGGGAUUUAAAGGGCCCGCUGCCUGACCGAAGUUGGUUUGAAGGCAGGAGGUGGUUGGCUGUGGACGGCACUUGGUCAUGGGACCUGUGCGGUUGGGAGUGUUGCUUUUCAUUUUGACUGUGUCUGGGACGCCGAAGGAGGAGGACGAUGACACAGAACGCUUGCCCAGCAAAUGCGAAGUAUGUAAACUGCUGAGCCUGGAGCUACAGGACGAGCUGAGUCGCACUGGCCGAUCUCGAGAGGUGCUGGAGCUGGGGCAGGUGCUGGACACAGGCAAGAGGAAGAGACACAUCCCUUACAGUGUUUCAGAGACAAGGCUGGAAGAGGCCUUGGAGAAUUUAUGUGAGCGGAUCCUGGACUACAGUGUUCAUGCCGAGCGCAAGGGCUCACUGAGAUAUGCCAAGGGGCAGAGUCAGACCAUGGCAACGCUGAAAGGCCUGGUGCAGAAGGGGGUGAAGGUGGAUCUGGGGAUCCCUUUGGAGCUGUGGGAUGAGCCCAGCGUGGAGGUCACGUUCCUCAAGAAGCAGUGUGAGACGAUGCUGGAGGAGUUUGAAGACGUCGUGGGAGACUGGUAUUUCCACCAUCAGGAGCAGCCCCUACAGCAUUUUCUCUGUGAAGGUCAUGUGCUCCGAGCUACUGAAACUGCAUGUCUACAGGAAACUUGGACUGGAAAGGAGAAGAUCACAGAUGGGCAAGAGAAGACAGAAGAGGAGGAGGAGGAGAGUGAGGCAAGACCUAAGAGGAGCUAAAACUAGGUCCAAGGUAGAGAGCGGCUCCGGUUAGAAUGAAGAAAAUAACAAGGUUAUCUCCGGAGGGUGGCGGUUGAGGACCUCACACGCGAGCGGGG